CACGUUCAACUUUCUUAUUACCACCUAAGUUAGAUGAUGGCACACAAAUUUCAUCGUGGGCAUAGAAGUAUGGCUGAUAAAGAGAUGCUAGAAGUGUGUUCAGCGAUCGACUCAGACGAAGAUCGUGAUGUUGUAGCUGAAGUUGACUACACUGAAGGGAGAACUUCCGAGGACGAAUUCCCGCCACAAGUUUAUAAAAAGACAGCAAAGAAAAGCCGCAUGAUUAUGGAAGGAAAACGAAUGACAGCUUUUAAUGCUUUCUGUAGUGAAAAAAGGAAAGGAAACCCCGGUGCUGGCUUUCGGAUGACGAUGUGGGCCAGAGAGUGGCAUCAACUAAGCUGUGAGGCCAAGAAAUAUUAUAAAGAGAAGGCCCAGGCUUUAGGAAAGAAAUGUGCUGCAGUAAACUCCCUUUGGAAGAUAAAGAAACUGAUAAACAGCCUUGAAGGCACAAGUGACAGGGAAGCUCUAGGGAUUCAAGCCAUAGGCCUUGUGAUAUUAAAAAAUGGCACUCUGGACGCUUAUGGCUUUGGUGGACUUCAAAACUGCCUGAAGGAUAUGGCCCUACAUCUAAAACUGUUAGGGCUCAGCACAGGAGGGGACAUGGCUAAUAUUAAAAAAAGCACUAUUGACGAAUUGCGCAAGCAAGCUCAAAGAAAAAUGUCAAAAAUUGCAAAAGAGCAACUGGGACUAAACCAGUUUCCCUACAAAAGGGUUCAGAAGGGAGACUUUAUUUUAUCAGGUAUUCCUCCCUCGCUUCUUCCGCUGCAGCCUGCUGGGAAGCUGGCCAUUAAAGAUCUGGAAGAGCUCCUUGCAGCACAUAUAUCUGUCUCGAGAGUACCAGCUGCACGGCAGGCCAAAGGCACAGACUUGCCACAGGCUGUUGCAGUUCAAGUCACAGAGUUGCCGCAGGAAGCUGUAGUGCAAGUCAUAGAUAUGCCACAAGAAGCUGCAGUGGAAGUCUGUGACUCACCACAGGAGGCGGUACGAAACCUGAACUUGCUACCACCCAGCCACAACAGUCUUCCAAAAAGAGUCCCAACAUCCAAGGCAGAAAAUACGGCCAAAAAACCAAGAAAGGAAUGGGAUGAAGAAGCUCUGAAAGCAGUUGAAGAGCUACUGCAUGGACCACCUGUAGGGCUUCACCAGCUGGAGGAGCUGAAAGGACAGAUUCCAGCACUGACCAAAUUUUCUGCAAUGCAGAUUUAUGUAAAAUUAUAUAGCAGAAAGCAAUGAAAAAAAAUGUGAUUACACACGACUUGCUCAUUGUACACAUGAUGUUUGCCAUAUACAUCUUUACGACACGGAUGUUUUCGUGAAUGAAACAGCCAACAAAGCUACUGCUAAUAAUAAUAACUUACAAUGCUCUUUUAUAUCCAUGAAGGCGUACAGAAAGUCACAAUCCACAAGGAAGUAAACACGACAUUAAAAAAGCCUCACUUGAUGUGUUCUUUUGUCACCGGACAUGAGGUUCUUAGAAUUCACAUCUACUUAUUCACUGAGCCAUUCCCAUGAAUGGACGCUAUAUCCCCUUUGAAUAAUACAGUUGCAUGGUCGGGACAUGAGACUUGUUCGACACGAAGCCAUGUUUAAGAUCGAUCCUUCGAGUGAACUAAAUAGUGGUUAUAUUUUAAGGCAAGAAAA
Molecule: messenger RNA, 1641 nt
Organism: Pomacea canaliculata
Lineage: Eukaryota; Metazoa; Mollusca; Gastropoda; Architaenioglossa; Ampullariidae
Exons: 8
Coding region: 34-1233 (399 amino acids)
Source: RefSeq, a predicted model, not a curated record